This is a messenger RNA of Liolophura sinensis, 6569 nucleotides long. Its product is annotated as probable phospholipid-transporting ATPase IA. Lineage: Eukaryota; Metazoa; Mollusca; Polyplacophora; Chitonida; Chitonidae. The transcript is spliced from 43 exons. Gene Ontology annotation, biological process: phospholipid translocation. Gene Ontology annotation, molecular function: ATP binding; magnesium ion binding; ATP hydrolysis activity. The record is from RefSeq and is a predicted model, not a curated record. The coding region runs from base 139 to 3642 and encodes 1167 amino acids. Gene Ontology annotation, cellular component: plasma membrane; trans-Golgi network.
GACCGGCGACACCCGGAAAGAUACCAGGAUGCAUUCACAGAAAUAUUAGAUGCCAGCUUUUAGCCUGGAAGCCGUAAUUUGCAAACAGGGCAAGAGAAAUGACCGGAAGAUCUGAGUAUACUGACUUAACACGACUAGAUGAUGUCAACCCCUUUGACAGAUAUGACGCAAAACACAAACCACAUACCGGAGUUCCAACAUCCUCCUGAUGGGGCGGAGUCAGAAACGACGGAGGAAGUGGAGCCCCAGAAGACUCGUGUGAUCCACAUCAACGCCCCACAGCCUCAAAAGUACUGCAGUAACCAGAUCAGCACUGCAAAGUAUAGUUUUAUAUCCUUCCUCCCAAAGUUUCUGUUUGAGCAGUUCAGAAAGUAUGCCAAUAUUUUCUUCCUCUUCAUUGCACUACUGCAGCAAAUCCCCAAUGUCUCUCCCACUGGGCGCUACACCACAGCAGUGCCCCUUAUGCUCAUCCUCUUUGUCUCAGCUGUCAAAGAAAUUAUAGAAGAUUUUAAACGCCACAGAGCAGAUGAUGCCACAAACAACAGAGUGGUCAGUGUCUUACGAGACGGAGACUGGCACUCUCUCAAAUGGAAUCAGGUGGUUGUGGGAGACAUCGUUAAGAUCGUGGGCCAUCACUUCUUCCCAGCUGAUCUUGUCCUACUUUCUUCCAGUGAGCCUCAGGCCAUGUGUUAUAUCGAGACAUCCAACCUAGAUGGAGAGACAAACCUGAAGAUCAGACAGGGGUUACCAGCCACUGCCAAUCUCCUUACCCACCAGGAUCUGAUGGAAUUAGGGGGAACACUGGAGUGCGAGUGUCCUAAUAGAUUUCUCUAUGACUUUGUGGGUAACAUUCGACCCUCGGGACGACAGGCUAUACCUUUGGGACCAGACCAGCUUCUGUUACGAGGUGCAAUGCUGAAAAACACGAAGUGGAUAUUUGGCAUUGUGAUAUACACCGGCCAUGAAAGCAAGCUGAUGCUGAACUCUACCUCAGCGCCGCUGAAGAGAUCAAACGUAGAGAAGGUCACCAAUAUUCAGAUUUUGAUUUUAUUUGCGAUUUUAAUUGCGCUGUCCCUGAUAAGCACAGUAGCUAACAAAAUCUGGACCAAUAAACACGUGCACACGGACUGGUACAUGGGAUUUGAGGAGCUGGAGCCCAGUAAUUUUGGUUACAACUUCCUCACCUUCAUCAUUCUGUACAAUAACCUGAUUCCCAUCAGUUUACAAGUCACCCUGGAGGUGGUUAAGUUCAUUCAAGCUAUCUUCAUCAACUGGGAUAUAGAUAUGUACCAUGAAGAGACAGAUACACCUGCCAUGGCUCGUACCUCUAACCUUAACGAGGAACUUGGACAGGUCAAAUACUUAUUUUCUGACAAGACGGGUACCUUGACAAGAAAUAUAAUGGAAUUCAAGAAAUGCAGUGUGGCUGGUAUAGCAUAUGGGAAUAAUGAAGAAAGUGAAGAAGAAUUCAAUGAUCCUGAUCUAAUAGCAAACCUGAAAUCUAAUCAUGAGACUGCUGGAACCAUCCGUGAUUUCCUGACGCUGCUGGCAGUUUGUCACACAGUCGUCCCAGAGACUGACGAAGAGGACCUGGAGAAUGGUAUAAUCUACCAGGCUGCUUCCCCAGAUGAGGGGGCGCUGGUGAAGGGAGUGAGAAAGCUUGGGUUUGUGUUCACCACUAGGACACCAGAUUCUGUGGCUGUUGAAGUGUUUGGUAAAGAGGAAAAGUAUGAAAUUUUAAAUGUUCUGGAGUUUUCCAGCACAAGAAAGAGGAUGUCAAUAGUUGUACGAGGACCAGACGGGAAAAUCAAGCUGUACUGUAAAGGAGCUGAUACUGUUAUAUAUGAGAGAUUGGGAGAGAAUCAGCCUUACCGGGACGUCACCCUGGAGCAUUUAGAGGCCUUUGCUUCUCUGGGUCUGAGAACCCUGUGUAUUGCUACUGCCGAUGUAGCCGAGGAUUUCUACGAUGACUGGAAGCACACAUUCUACAAGGCGUCCACUUCCUUACAGAACCGGGACAAGAAGCUGGAGGAGGCUGCCGAGCUCAUAGAACGGAAUUUACAGUUACUUGGUGCUACAGCUAUUGAGGACAAACUACAGGAAGGUGUUCCAGAGACGAUAGCUAACCUUACCAAAGCUGACAUCAAGAUAUGGGUGCUUACUGGAGAUAAACAGGAGACAGCCAUCAACAUAGGCUACUCCUGUAAACUGCUCACCCAGGGAAUGCCUCUUCUGAUGAUCAAUGAAUACAGCCUGGAUGAAAUCCGUAACAUUGAGAACACCCGAGAAGCAAUAAGGCGUCAUCAUCAAGACUUUGGAGAUCAGCUAGGCAAGGAAAAUGACGUAGGGCUGAUUAUUGAUGGACAGACCCUCAAGUAUGCAUUGUUGUGCGACUGUAGGCAAGAUUUUCUGGAUAUUGCCAUAUCUUGUAAAGCAGUCAUAUGCUGCAGGGUGUCCCCACUGCAGAAGGCUGAAUUGGUGGAGCUAGUCAAGUCCUCUGUGAAGGCUAUCACUCUGUCUAUAGGGGAUGGAGCAAAUGAUGUGGGCAUGAUUCAGGCUGCCCAUGUUGGGGUGGGCAUUAGUGGGGUAGAAGGCCUCCAGGCUGCCUGUGCCUCGGACUAUGCUAUCGCUCAGUUCCGUUUCCUAAACAAGCUGUUGUUGGUACACGGUGCGUGGAGUUACAGCCGGCUGUGUAAAGUCAUCCUGUACUCAUUCUACAAGAACAUCUGUCUCUAUGUCAUUGAGUUUUGGUUUGCUGUCCUCAGUGGCUACUCAGGACAGAUUGUGUUUGAACGCUGGUCAAUUGGUCUCUACAACGUGGUGUUCACGGUUGCCCCACCUUUAGCCCUGGGCCUCUUUGAUAGGGUCUGUAGUGCUGACAGUAUGAUGAGAUUCCCAGCCCUCUAUAAAUACUCCCAAAAUGCAGAAUUCUUCAAUACGAAGGUGUUCUGGAUGUGGACCAUCAACUCUGUGUACCAUUCCAUCCUGCUUUUCUGGAUGACAGUAUUAGCUCUGGAGCAUGAUAGUGCAUUUUCAAAUGGUCAGACUGGUGGGUAUUUAUUCCUGGGCAACUUCGUCUACACGUAUGUGGUGGUGACUGUGUGUUUGAAGGCAGGCCUGGAAACAAGUGCCUGGACUUGGUUGACUCACUUGGCUAUCUGGGGAAGCAUUGCUGCCUGGUUCCUGUUUGUCAUCAUCUACAGUCAUAUCUACCCUCACAUUGACAUAGGGCCAGAAAUGGUGGGAAUGGCAGAGAAAGUGUUUGGUUGCUCAGUCUUUUGGCUCGGCCUGAUUCUGAUCCCAGUGGCUUGCCUUCUCAGAGACUACACUUGGAAAAUUAUUCGCCGGACACUAUUUAAAACUCUAAAGGAAGAAGUUCAAGAGAAAGAGCUAGCCCAUGAAGAUCCUGCUGGUGUUGUGUUAAAGUCCACCAAGAAAAGGCUAACAGAAACGGCCCGCCUCCUGCGAAAUGUUUUGACUCUGCGUACAUCGUCUCGAGCACCUGCUGCAGCUGAACAUCCCCCCCCAACACCCCCAACAGAUCACGGAUUUGCGUUUUCUCAGGAAGAACAUGGUGUUGUUCCCCAAGCUGAUUACAUCCGUGCUUAUGACAGCCGUAAGCACAAACCAGAAGGUCUGUAGGGGCGUCACCUGUCUGGACACUGGAGCAUGGCACCAACUGGCAGCCCACUGGAGAGUAAGGCAAGAUAGGGUUGACAAAGCAAGGGUGGACCUCGGCAGAUAAUUGCUCCUAAAAAUGAUCAGGGAAAGAGGCACACAGUCUGCAGGAUGAUCUCUUGAUUUUGUGAGACAUGGCAUAUACCAUUGUCAGUUUGGUCUAAACUGACCUCUACUUCCGUAUAGACUUCAUAUAGGUGAACAUAUAGUUAUUGUCAUUUCAGUGAAGAUUUCAGUACCUUGUAAGGAUUUCAUUCUUUGUGUGGUAUGUGAAACAACUUACACAGAUUAUACCCUGUGAACUUUUAUCUUUUUCCAUGUUGUUAAUAUAUUAUGUAUUCUGUGAACAGUUGUGGUUAAUAAUGCCUUUGUGGAAUUGAAGGCAUCGUCUUGUACAGUAAACUAAAUGUACAUGUAUUGUGAGGUGUGUGCAAUACCUUUUCUUGAUGGUUGUUAUCAAAAUCUGCUCUAUUAUAUUUAUUUGUAAUUUUAAUUACAAAUCAUCCAUUUCAUCUUUCCUGUGCUGAUGAUUUCUAGCAAAUUGUCUGGUGCCUUUUAUUUAAUUUUUUAAUUUUUUUUUACUCUUUCCAUGCCAUUUGUGUUGAUAUUACAUUCACAUUGUGAUCCUAAAAAGUGUCAUUAGUACAUUCACCAAUGUCAGCUUAACCAGGAUCUAUUUGGAUUAGGCUUUAUAAAAUUGUAACUUUAUCCCUGCAAAGUGCUUUUCUGUCAGAGUUCUGGAAAUAUAUGAAUUCUGUUGUCCACUAUAUCCCUGCGCAAAACUAUUACAACAGGGGAAGAAUCGCCAACAGUUUGAUGUCACAAGUAGAAUAAAAACUCACCAGGACCAGAGAGUAACCAGAAUUCACUGAAUUCUUUGAAGUAGAACUUUCUGUCAUAUUCAGACUUUUUGUCACUCACAUUAUCAGAUUGUUCAUUGCACAUCUUAUACCAAAAGAUUGUCUGAGGUUAGGGAGGUUGUGUGCAUUAGGUAACCUUUCUGACCUCCAGUGUAGGAGAGUUCUCUCAAGUGAACCAAUCAAAAAUAGCCAGCAAAGUGGGCUUCAUGAAGGUGCCCACCAAACCAGAUUUAUUCUUCUUGUUCAUCUUUAAGACUGUCUUCUUCAUCUACUCUCGCUGUCAUUUAAAACUUUAAAUGUUGAAAUUAAACAAAGUGGUCAUUUUUAUGCUUAAAUCAUGAAGGUUUCUGUGAUUCUCAAGCUUUAAUAUCUCAAUAUUUAGAUUAUAUUCCAUACAUUUAUUCAACAUUAUCAUGCCCAAUAUGUAGUACCAGUAUACAAAUGUACUAGAAUGUUAUCAACAAUUAUAGCAAGAUGUUCAUGGUAGGAAACACAAAACUUUCCCUCUUGCCUCGAGUGUAAGUGAUCUGGAAUCCAGUGAUUGUUUUUCUGAUUUGUGGAUUAUUUUGCAUGUUGUUGAAACUUUUAACAAUAAUUUAUGUUUUGUUAGUUGCUACACCUGUCUUUCAUAUUAUUGUAAAUCUUUAGAAAGUGGGACGUGGUUGAUAAUGACGUGGUGUAAAACUAACCCCUUUGACUUGUGACUGCAAGGUUUUCUUUGCACAGAUUUUUUUCUUUUCGAUGCAAAAUUUGGAUUAUCAUUCCAUGGUGAAGGGAUCAGGUGAUGUGAUUAUGAAUUAAGGAAUUGGUUUACGGAUUAACUAGUGAUUAAGGUUCAAGUGAAGUGCUGGGGUGAUUCACAAGACCUACAAGUAGAAACAGUUGAAUAAUUCUUAAAUUUACAAAUCUGGCCCUCGUAACAUACAAAUAUUUUCAUUCAAAGUCAUUUUCUGCUGUUGAUUAAUUCAUGAAGAUUUAUUUUUAGAUUUGUUGAUAGACAACUACUUUAUCUCCUGUAAAAGAAUAUAAAGCUGUCCAAUAGUGUUAUGUAUAUAGUGUGAAAUUUGAUGUCAUUGGUUAUGAUAGGACACUGAUCAGACAGUGUUGGUCAGCACGAAAACACAGUAGCUGGUUAGAUUCUAGUGACCAUGUCGAAAAUGUUCACAGCGUUAAUAAUUGUUGCGCAGUUAAUGUGUCCCAUUGUUUGUCAAAAGAUACAUACAUUUGAGUGAAGAGUUUUAAUAACUGAAUAUCAUGCUCGGUAAAUAUAUGAAUCAGGUGAGGAGUAUUUAAAUCAGUAAAAUUUAAUUUUGUCUGUAGCCUAACUACAAUUACUGACCAGCGUAACUCUGCACAGCUUUUAUGACAAUGAUAAAUCCGAUUGUAAUAAAUAAGGUUUAUGAUAUAGUCGAUGUUCAACAUUAAAAUUUUUCUCAGAUUAUUUUUCUUUUAUAUUUGGAAUUGCUUAUCAUUUAAAAUAAUUUAUUCUAUAAUUUUAUGCUGUUAAUUUGCUAUGUUGUGCUGGAAUGUGAAGGUGUGGUUUCCAGUAAGUGUCAUGGAUUUCUAUUUGUGAAAUCAUUGUGAUGCCCACCGUCCUCAGCUUUUUUAUUUUUGUCUUUUUGCUAAAUUGUUUAAGGAUAUUUCACUUCUGUAUUGUUUACUCUCUGGUUAAACCUGCAUGAAUUCACGGCCAGUCAGACCAGCGUUUUAGGAAAAUUUUGAAAAAGUGCACCCUACUGGAAACAUUGUAUUGGGAAAGAUUAGAUAUAGCAUACAUGUAGGGCACAUAAUUUAUAUAUUGAGGAACAACAGCAAUUGUUCAUGUUGUCUGUUUGCAUAUAUCAGUAUUUUUUGUGCUUCUCUAUCCUCUGAUUUGUUCAUAGGGUUAUCUGUGACUUUGAGUAGCAAUAGCUACAGGGGUAUGGGAUUCACCACCAGGGUAGUGUAUGUGGCAUCCAUAUUCCAAGCUGUUGUCUGUAAUGUUUAAAUCAUUGCUCCACAUGCUUACAUUAUGUGGACUUAUCAAUGUAC